GUUUUGGAGGCUCGUGUCGAAAGACGAAUCUCAGUUGGCAAAGAAAAGAAAGAGGAGAAAGGAAAGAAAGUAUGAGCUUUUUACUGAAGAAUUACUCAUCCAUCACUUCUCACUACCGAUCUCAAUCUCAGAAGACACAGGGCGCCUUCUCUCUUUCGCGUCGCGGAUUCCAUGUUGAACCUGGUCCUCGCGAGCAAGCUCUCCUGGCUGAAGAUCCAUCUCUUAAGCGAUUCAAAUCACAUAAGAAGAGCGUGUGGAGAGUCAAAAGAUUUGGAGAUGUUCUGACACUUGUUGUUGUAGCAGGCUGUUGCUAUGAAAUUUAUGUCAAAACAGUAAUGCGGGAAGAAGCUCGGAAACAGGCAAAGGAAAGUGCAUGAUUGGGAGUUCAGUGUCUGAAAUUUCUGUUUCUGCCAAGAACAUCAGAUCCUCUUCAAUUUUGUCAGUGUCCAAUAAGUAGUAACUAUCAUGAUGUGAUCGAAUGCUUGCCCUCAAAAGCUUCUGUUUUUCGCUCGUGUAAUAAAGUUCGUCUUUUGUCAUGCCAUAUUUAUAAAAUAAGCUUAUGGGAAAAUUACCCCAGUUGCGUCCUGUUUUUUGGGACCCCGUUGU
Messenger RNA from Populus euphratica (Euphrates poplar), 606 nucleotides. RefSeq lists its product as uncharacterized. Gene Ontology annotation, cellular component: respiratory chain complex II (succinate dehydrogenase). Lineage: Eukaryota; Viridiplantae; Streptophyta; Magnoliopsida; Malpighiales; Salicaceae. The coding region runs from base 72 to 377 and encodes 101 amino acids. The record is from RefSeq and is a predicted model, not a curated record. The transcript is spliced from 4 exons.